Oryza brachyantha (malo sina) is the source of this 1177-nucleotide messenger RNA. Its product is annotated as tropinone reductase homolog At5g06060-like. The coding region runs from base 96 to 908 and encodes 270 amino acids. Gene Ontology annotation, molecular function: oxidoreductase activity. The transcript has 5 exons. The record is from RefSeq and is a predicted model, not a curated record. Lineage: Eukaryota; Viridiplantae; Streptophyta; Magnoliopsida; Poales; Poaceae.
UUUCUGCUCCACUAGUUACGUUAUCGUGAACAGAUAAACGGAAAGCAGAAACUUCGGCGAGUCUCGACCGGCCGUGACCGGGGAGUCGGGGGAAGAUGGCCGCGGUAGAGACCUUGGGCACGGUGGGGGCGACGAGGAGGUGGUCUCUCAACGGAAAGACGGCCCUCGUCACCGGAGGCACCCGCGGGAUUGGACGUGCGGUGGUGGAGGAGCUGGCGUCGCUGGGGGCGGCCGUGCACACCUGCUCCCGCAAAGAAGCGGAGCUAGGGGAGCGCCUCAAGGAGUGGGAGGCCCGGGGGUUCCGCGUCACCUUCUCCGUCUGUGACCUCUCCGCGCGGGACCAGCGGGAGCACCUGCUCCGCGGCGUUGCUGACCGCUUCGGCGGCAAGCUCGACAUCCUCGUAAACAAUGUGGGGACAAACAUAAGAAAACCAACUACCGAGUAUUCUCCAGAGGAAUACUCAUUUUUGAUGGCCACAAAUCUUGAAUCUGCUUAUCAUUUGUGCCAACUUGCACAUCCUCUUCUAAAAGCAUCUGGAUCGGGUAGCAUUGUUUUCAUAUCAUCAGUUGCUGGAAUAGUAGCCCUAUUUAGUGGUACUAUCUAUGCGAUGACUAAAGGUGCCAUGAACCAAUUAACAAAGAACUUAGCAUGUGAGUGGGCAAAAGACAACAUAAGAACCAACUGUGUUGCCCCAGGGUACAUCUUGACUUCUCUUUCAGCAGGAAUUUUGUCAAACAAGGAGUUCGAGGACUCUGUUAAGAACCGAACUCCUCUUAGGCGUAUUGGAGAACCAGGAGAAAUCUCAUCGCUAGUUACCUUCCUUUGUAUGCCUGGCUCAACUUACAUCACUGGUCAGACAAUCGCCGUGGAUGGAGGUAUGACUGUAAAUGGGCUUUAUCCAAGUUGAGGGAGGCAUGACUGUUAGCCUGUUGCUGGACUUCACCCAGCAAAGAACCGGUAGGCAGAACCUGUAUGUUUCUUGUUACCAAGGGAACAGAGGUGUCUGAUGUUCGGGGCAUUGCUCGUUAGGAACUAAAGAAAAGGCGAACAAAACUUGUGUUGUUGCGGGGAAACAAUUUUUAGCACACGGGUGUAUAGUCAUCAAAAAAUAUAAAAAAAUUAAUAAGAUAGAUUAAUAUGAGUUAUAUCACUCCACAGAGAUGCAAGCUUAAAUUC